CCAGCCGUCGCCCGGCGAGCCGCGCCCGCUGCAGGCGCUGCUGGACGGCCGCGGGCUCUGCGUCAACGCCAGUGCCGUCGGCCGUCUGCGCAACUACCUGCUGCCCGCGCCGCCCGCGCCAGGUGAGCCGCCCGCGCCAGGAAACACCAGCGAGUCGGAGGAAGACCGUGGCACGAGUAGCGUGGAGAGCCCAGCUGUCCCUAGCACACACCGGGUGCCUGACUCCAAGUUUCACCCCUCCCAUGCCAAGAUGGACAUCAUCAAGAAAGGGCAUGCCAAGGACAGCCAGCGCUACAAAGUCGACUACGAGUCUCAGAGCACAGACACCCAGAACUUCUCCUCUGAGUCCAAGAGGGAGACGGAAUACGGUCCUUGCCGUAGAGAAAUGGAGGACACUCUGAAUCACCUGAAGUUCCUCAAUGUGCUGAGCCCCAGGGGUGUCCACAUCCCCAACUGCGACAAGAAGGGAUUUUAUAAGAAAAAGCAGUGCCGCCCUUCAAAAGGCAGAAAGCGGGGCUUCUGCUGGUGUGUGGAUAAGUACGGGCAGCCUCUCCCAGGCUAUGAUGCCAAGGGCAAGGAGGAUGUGCACUGCUACAGCCUGCAAAGCAAGUAGACAGCGGCUGCAAGAUUCAUGUGGAGCUCAAAUACGCCUUAUUUUGCACAAAAGACUGCCAAGGACAUGACCAGCAGCUGGCUAAAGCCUCGAUUUGUAUUUCUUUUUGUGGUGAACUGACUUUUUUUUUAAACCAAAGUUUAGAAAGAGGUUUUUGAAAUGCCUACGGUUCCUUCAAAUGGUAAACUUGAGCAUCUUUUCACUUUUUCCAGUAGUCAGCAAAAAACUGUUUGAAUUUUCUUGUUGCUUCCUAUAAAAACAUACAUAAGCUCGAGCACAGUGCCCAGACUUCUCCCCUUGUGGAAUCCUCACCGUGUGUUCGCCAAAGCAGCUGCCCCUCUGACUUCAUGACUUAGGCAGCUGUGCUGCCUAUGUAGAGUACAUACUUCCUUCUCACUCUGUAAGAUGAGCACAGGCCGUAUCAAGAAUAGGAAAACCCUUCACCUCCACUCAUCUGGACAUCCUGACACGUUCCUGGAGCUCAUGGCCUUCAUGGUACCAUCUUUGAAGCAAAGGCCCAGGUCCCUCGACCAAGAAGAUUGUUCAUAUCUUGAAGUGACCUGUACUGCUUGGGGACUCUUGGAGAGAAUAAGGUGAAGUCUUACUUGUAAAAAAAAAAAAAUGACCAAGAAUGUUCUAGGGCACUCUGGGAACCUAUAAAGGCAGGUAUUUCUGACCCUCCUUUGUCAGUCAGCUUCCUGAAAAUGUGGCCCAGUUGAAGGCCCAAAGUGGCCUUUGAUGUGGUCCCACAGGGCAGGAGGGAUGGGGACAAGGAAAGUCGGCCUCUGUAUUCAGAGGCAUUACAAACAAUGACACGAUUCUUCGGAUGACUGCGGAAAAUAGUUUUGUAGUUCAACAACUCAAGACAAAGUUUAUUUCUGAGGAUAAGCUCUUUAAAGACGAACGUUUAUUUUCAUCUCUCACCUUGUGUCCUCCUUGGCUCAGUGUAAAAAAGAAUAAUAAUAUCUAAACAGGAAAGAUGAGUGGCUUGCUGGGGAGGCCCACUGAGGACACUGGGAGCACAUAGAGUCACCCAUGUUUGUUGAACUUGGAGUCAUUCUCAUACUUUUCUUUAUAAUUCACGCAUAUAUGCAGAGAAGAUAUGUUCUUAAUUAAUUGUUAACAUUGUAUGCAACAUAGCCCAAAUAUAAUAAGAACUAUACUAGAUAAUCCUAGAUGAAAUGGUAGAGAUGCUAGAUGAUAGAACUAUGGCCAUGACCGAGGAAAGAGCUUGUGCCCAGAGCCUGAGCUUCUCUCCUGGAGGCCAAACCCAAGGAGGUCUGGCAAAGUCAGGUGCAAGGAGUCUCUCCCCUGCCCUGCUGUGGCCCUCAGUGUGGACACACACUGCCCAGAGCUCUCCUUGAGAACACAAAGGGGUCUCGAGACAUUCUGCCUACCUAUUAGCUUUUCUUUAUUUUUUUAAUUAAGUUUUUGGGGAAAAAAUAUUUUUUGAAAAGUUUGUCUUGCAAUGUAUUUAUAAAUAGUAAAUAAAGUUUUUACCAU
Carlito syrichta (Philippine tarsier) is the source of this 2116-nucleotide messenger RNA. Its product is annotated as insulin-like growth factor-binding protein 3. Gene Ontology annotation, cellular component: extracellular region. The record is from RefSeq and is a predicted model, not a curated record. The transcript has 6 exons. The coding region runs from base 251 to 613 and encodes 120 amino acids. Gene Ontology annotation, biological process: regulation of insulin-like growth factor receptor signaling pathway. NCBI's taxonomy places the organism in Eukaryota, Metazoa, Chordata, Mammalia, Primates, Tarsiidae. Gene Ontology annotation, molecular function: fibronectin binding; insulin-like growth factor II binding; insulin-like growth factor I binding.